GCUCCUCUGUUUCCUUCUCUACUCAAUAGCUACUAAAGAGUCACUGCUCUCUAUAUAAAGCUAGCAGUUACAAGUCCAGAAAGACUCAGAAUCAGAAGAGAGUACAUGAGUUUCCUAUUCUGCUUCUAAGCAUUUAUUGUUACACACAUCAUUGCGUUAUAAUAAUUCAUAACAAACAAAAGCUUUCAAAUGGAGAGGUUUCAAGGACACAUCAACCCCUCUUUUGCAGAAGCUCAAAGCUUUGCCUUUAAAGAAGAAGAGGAGGAAGAAAGCAUGCAAGACACAGUUCCAUUUCUACAGAUGCUCCAAAGUGAAGAAGACCCUUUACCGUUCACAUCAUUCAAAGAACUAUUGUCUCUUCAGAACCUCCAACACCAUUGGGAACUCGAAAGCUAUCUUUCACACAAUGAAACCAACCCAGUUUCAACCUCAUCCAUGGAAGUAACCAGACAAGCUUUGUCAAGCCAAGAACUACCCUUUAGCCGACAACAAGACAUGACAGUUCCUUCUUCCUCAUCAACACCAAACUCAAGACGCAAGCGCAAAACCAUCAGCAACCCUCCUGAAGUGACUAGAGGGAAGAGGAAGAGGAGGAAAACUAAACCAAGUAAAGACAUUGAAGAGAUAGAGAAUCAAAGAAUCAACCACAUUGCCGUUGAACGUAAUCGACGGCGGCAGAUGAACGAACAUAUCAGCUCCUUACGUUCUCUUCUCCCACCUUCUUACAUCCAAAGAGGAGACCAAGCAUCUAUAGUAGGAGGAGCUAUAAACUACGCGAAGGUCCUCGAGCAAGUCAUACAAUCACUUGAGUUGCAAAGGAGAACGAAACAGAGUUGUGGAGUAGAAAACAGAGUUACUUGCGUCCCAAGAAUCGAAGCUACGUUGAUACAGAACCACGUUAACCUUAAAGUUGAGUGUCGGAAGAAACAAGGGCAGCUUCUGAAAGGAAUCGUUUCACUUGAAAAGCUUAGACUCACUGUUCUUCAUCUUAAUAUCUCGUCACUGUCUUGUUCAUCAGUCUCUUAUUGCUUCAACCUCAAGGUAACUUACUUUUUCAUUUUUAUUAAUAAACUUUUAAAUGCAAUAUUUAACGAUAUAUCACUGGAGCAGAUGGAGGAUGAUUGUAAACUAGAAUCGGCCGAGGAGAUAACGAAGGUGGCGCAUCAGAUUUUCGAUACAUAAAUUCGAUUUUUUUAUUAAAGAAUAAAAAAAACAAAAUAAAUAAAUUUUGUUUGUAUUAUUACUGGACUAUUCGAACAUGUUUUGUUAGGCUUUGGGUGUUUUGUGGGGGUUUUGGUCCCAUGUAAUUAAAGUUUGACCUCAUGUGUAUUUAUGAUAUUUAUCAUCAAUCAUGGUUUGACUUUUAUCUCUA
Brassica napus (rape) is the source of this 1372-nucleotide messenger RNA. Its product is annotated as transcription factor bHLH67-like. Gene Ontology annotation, biological process: regulation of transcription by RNA polymerase II. Gene Ontology annotation, molecular function: RNA polymerase II cis-regulatory region sequence-specific DNA binding; DNA-binding transcription factor activity, RNA polymerase II-specific; protein dimerization activity. NCBI's taxonomy places the organism in Eukaryota, Viridiplantae, Streptophyta, Magnoliopsida, Brassicales, Brassicaceae. The coding region runs from base 190 to 1182 and encodes 330 amino acids. The transcript has 3 exons. The record is from RefSeq and is a predicted model, not a curated record.